AUGCAAAUUCAAGUGGUGAAUUGCGUGAAAGUGCCGCCGAAUGAUACAUCGAAUGGUCAUUAUUAUCAAAACCGUGCGCCUGUUCAACCAGUUCCGUUUCAAAAACUUCCACCUGGUGCAGUAAAGCCAGUUGGCUGGUUACUGGGCCAAUUAAGACUACAAGUCAAUGGUUUGAAUGGAAAAUUUUUCGAGGUAUCCGAUUAUCUUAUCUAUGAGCAAUGUGGCUGGAUAGAUCCAGCUAAAGGCGCUGGAGAAGAAUUACCAUAUUGGUUACGAGGUUAUGCUGAUCUUGGCUUUGUCACUGGUGAUCCGGAAGUCUUAGGGCUGGCCCUUCGCUGGAUCGAUGGAAUUCUAAGUAGUCAACAGGCUGAUGGAUGGUUCGGUCCGAACGCUCUUCGUACUUCCUUAGAAGGCGGUCCUGAAUUUUGGCCUGCGAUGCCAUUAUUCUAUGUCCUUCGUUCAUUUUAUGAAUUUACGAAUGAUGGCCGAUUAAUUCCAUUUCUUUUAAGAUAUUUUCAAUUUAUGAAUGAACAACCAGUUGGUGUCUUUGUGCGUGGUUGGGCUGCAACUCGAUGGGCUGAUACUAUUGAAGCACUCAUUUGGUUGUAUAAUCGAACGACGGACACAGAUUGGUUACUCGAUUUAAUCAAAAAGAUUCACGCCAAUUCAGUCGACUGGAUAGAUGAUUUGCCAACAUGGCAUAAUGUGAAUAUUUCACAGGGAUUUCGUGAACCAGCGGUUUAUUCCUUGGUUGCUAACCCACCAGAUCCUCGUUUUCUUCAAGCGACUUACGACGACUAUCAAAAAGUCUUUGAGAAAUAUGGACAAUUUCCUGGCGGUGGCUUUGCAGGCGAUGAAAAUUGUCGCACAGGAUACGGCGAUCCUCGACAAGGUAUAGAAACGUGUGGUAUUGUUGAGCUGAUGAAUAGUUUCGAAAUUUUGACGAGAAUUACUGGUGAUUGUAUAUGGAGCGACCGGUGUGAAAUAUUGGCAUUCAAUUCAUUACCAGCAGCAUUUGAUCCAUAUCUUACACGUGGCACGCACUAUAUAACAUGUGCUAACUGCAUUCAACUUGAUGAUCAAGCAAAAAGUCAACAACAGUUUCAAAAUAAUUGGGCUAUGCUUUCCUUUAAACCUGGAGUUCAUCAAUAUCGUUGUUGUCCGCAUAAUUAUGGCAUGGGAUGGCCGUAUUAUGCCGAAACAGCAUGGUUAGCAACCUAUGACGGUGGCCUAUGCGCAUCGCUUUAUGUAUCGAGUCAGGUAACAGCAUUGGUUGGUGCUAAUAAUGGUACACCAGUCACAAUCAUCGAAGAAACUGAUUAUCCAUUUGAUAGUAACGUACAAUUCCGUUUUCAGUUACCUUCAUCGACACAAUUCAAGCUUUAUCUACGUGUACCGAGUUGGUGUAAAGCAGCGCCAAAGCUUUCUCUAAAUGGAAGUGUUGUAUUCAACGAAGCAACACCAAUGAACGGUUCGUAUCUUAUUCUAGACCGUCUUUGGCAAGACAGUGAUGUUUUAACAUUGAACAUUCCAUUUAAGUUAAAUUUGACAAAGUGGACAACGAAUCGUAGUGCUGCAUCCAUCAGCUACGGUCCGCUAACAUUUUCAUUAGCUAUUGAUGAACAAUACAAUCGAAUUGGUGGAACAGAGGAAUGGCCCGAAUACGAAGUAAGAGCAAAAUCAAACUGGAAUUAUGGAUUAGUAUUAUCGAGCGUUGAUAAAUGGUCGCUGAAACGACGAAAAACCAAAACAGAUUCGGUUAAUAUUUUUACAAGGGAUGCUAUUCCUUUGAAUCUUGAAGCGCGUGGUCGUCGCAUACCAGACUGGAAAGCAGAUAGUGAAAAUGUGGUCGGAUUAUUACCACAAUCACCCGUUCAAAGUCAACAAGCUGAUGAAACUUUAUUAUUGAUACCAAUGGGCGCUGCACGACUUCGUAUUACUGCAUUUCCAACGAUUGCUCAGUGA
Messenger RNA from Adineta ricciae, 1965 nucleotides. The record is from the annotation of a GenBank genome assembly. Lineage: Eukaryota; Metazoa; Rotifera; Eurotatoria; Adinetida; Adinetidae.